Molecule: messenger RNA, 984 nt
Organism: Serendipita indica DSM 11827
Lineage: Eukaryota; Fungi; Basidiomycota; Agaricomycetes; Sebacinales; Serendipitaceae
Source: the annotation of a GenBank genome assembly
AUGCACUUUGGCUUAAGUCAAACAGCCCCCGCAUUUCACCUCAUUGUCCAAGAAGGUUCCAAUGGCGAAGUCUACAACAUGGUCAUCCGGGGUGCCGACAUUGGUGGCUCGGAUGGCAUUGAUAUUACCGGAACGAAUCACUAUGUCCACGAUGUGAUGGUGACCAACCGGGACGAAUGCGUCACGGUCAAAUCACCUGCUCACAAUAUCCUCGUCGAGAACAUUUGGUGCAAUCAAUCUGGAGGGUCUGCCUUUGGAAGCCUGGGAAUCAACACCAACAUCUCCAAUAUCGAGUACAACAAUGGAGGAAACGGUACCGUCUCCAAUGUUCUCUUGCAAAACUUUAUCUCGCGUGGGACGGCAUACGGGCUAUACAUCAACCAAUACUGGGCAUCUAUGAAGCCUCUAGAAGGUCCAGGUGUCAAAAUUUCCAACAUCGCAUUCACCAACUGGAACGGCGACGUGGUGAAUGGCGACAACCGUCCUCCCAUUGCGCUCAUUUGCGCGGACGGCGCACCCUGCCCGAACAUCGCACUCACAGACGUCAACAUGUGGUCACAGACAAAUAAGGCAAUCUACAAAUGCGAGUCGGCGUUUGGGACUGGCGUUGGAUGUAUCAAGUCGGCCACACCGAGCUCGUAUGCUGUCGUGACGGUCACGCCAACGAGACCGUCCGGAUACUCUACACCAACGACAAUGCCAGGUGAUUUGACAGUUGGAUUCCCCGCGACAGCCUCGAUUCCUGUACCGACCACCAUACCCACUUCAUUCUUCCCUGUUAUUGCAGCGAAGAGUAAACUCAUGUCCCUCCAAACGUCCUCGACAAUGGUUCAAGCGGUAACUGCACAGGCGACGUCGACGGCCAAGACGUCUACUUCACCAACAAAGACGUCAACUUCGGUCAAGGCAACCUCAACAACCGUGAAUCCUGGUAUUGUUACCCGCUAUGCUCAGUGUGGAGGUAUCGGCAAGUAUAAUCCUUGA